Molecule: messenger RNA, 4323 nt
Organism: Callorhinus ursinus (northern fur seal)
Lineage: Eukaryota; Metazoa; Chordata; Mammalia; Carnivora; Otariidae
Source: RefSeq, a predicted model, not a curated record
CCGUUUCUGCGCACGUGCGUGCUCUCUCAAAUGCAUAGAUAAAUCUUUAAAAAAAAAAAAAUGGGUGAAGAUGCAGCAGGUGAGUCUGGUGCGGCCCCCAGACCCCCAACUCCUGAUCGAAGCUCUUUUGCGGGCGGUGUUGCUGCUCCUGCAGGCCCAACUCCUAGGGCAGCCGAUACGGCAGCCAUGCACUGGGCCUGGCUCUUGGUAUAAGUGGGGCCGCAGUGAGGACCCAGGAGGGAGGGCAGAGACCACACCAGGGAGCUCCACAGGGCACAAGGGCAGCGUUUUGCCCAGGACGGGUGUGCUGAUAGGUGCCCGUGUUGCGUGUGCUGAGAACUGGAAGGACCAGGUAGCUGCAGGGUGACACUUAAUGCCACCUGUGGGCAGCAUUCCAUGUUCAUUCAGAAGCGGGGCUGGCAGCCUCCUUCUGCGUUUGCUCCCAGAUUUCCCUUGAAAGGUCCGGCACGGGGUGUCUAGCAACGAGUGCAUGGGAGAACAGGCUCCAGGUGCCUGCGGUGCACACACCAACAGUCUUGCUCGCUGAGCACAAUCUGGAUUUUGAUGUGCUUAAAAACUCAAGAGAUGGAGAACGGGAGAGGCAGCAAGCAAAUCUUUGUUCAGGCUGUGAUGGGCGUGCUGGCAGUUUGAGGGCCAGGCCACCUGACUACACAGGAGGGACACGUGAACGGACUGGUGUGACAGCCACAGCUGUCUGUCAGCAGGCUUUCAUUACCUUGGACUCCUGGUCUUGUUGGUUUACCGUCUGACUGGUUUUUCAUCCCCUUUGCCACCUCCUGCCCCGUGACGCCCUGGCUGGAUCCGCACUUCCCUGACCCUUGCCUCAAGGCCGCUCCAAGCUCCCUGUCCUCCAGUCCUGUGGCCCCUCCUGAUGGGCGGAGUCCCUUCCAGGGGAUCGUAAAUGGCUCCCAGAAGAGAUCCCUGGCCUAACCCCUGGAACCUCUGACUGUUAACUUAGAGGACAGGAAAUAGAUUCUACAGGUGCAAUCAAGUCAAGGCUCUUGAGAUGGGGAGAAGGUUCUGAAGGUCCGGGAGGAUGCUAAAUCCCAUCCCAUGGAUCUUGUAAGAGGAACAGAACUGACAGCAGCGUGCCGACGGGGGUGGAUGGAGUGGGGUGACCUGGAGCCCCCGGGAGCUGGAGAUUCAGGGAACCUUCCCCCAUGUCUCUAUGGGAGUGCGGCCCCCGGGACACUUUGAUUUCAGCGCCGUGAAAUGGAUUUUGGUCUUUGGCCUCCACAGCUGUUAGAGAAUACGUUUUUGUCAAUUUAAGCCACCAGCUUUUUAGUGACUUGUUUCUGCAGACACAGAAAAUGACCACAAACAGGACAGUCAGGGAUUUCAAAACAGAAAUGACUGUACAUGAGGCCUAGCCCAGAGCCUUCAGCUGCUUGAUGGUGUCCUUCAGUCACCUGGGGUCACCUCCGCCUGAAACACACACUCUUCACCCUAAGGUUCCCCGUUGCCUUGCUGGCAAUGGAGGUGGGCCCUGCAUCCCACCGCUUCCUGGGGCCCACGGCACGUGCUCCUCAGGGAGAGCCCAAUUUCCAGCCCAGUGGCCUGCAGCCGACACUGCAGACCCAUGAGGAAGCGGUGGUUGGGUCUCGGGGGGAAUGGUUGGCUUUGACCUGUGGCUCCAAGGUCAUCUCCAGACUGGAACACAGCCGGGCCCGGCCCCUGACACACACCUGCUACCUGGGAGAGCAGCAUGUGUGAAGGACACGGGCACCUUGGCCCGGUCAUUAGACUUUUUGAAACCAAUGGCAAAUAUUAUCUGGUGCUCUUUUUACAGCAGCAAGAACCUGUGCCUGUUGGAAUAGGUGCACGCCAGCCAACCAGGUGCGUGGGAAAGCCACACAGGCUGCACCAUUCUUCUGUCCCCCAGGUGAUGCCCUGGGAAAGGUCACAACUGCCUAAACCUUUAAAACCCCAGGGGGAAACAAACAUUCCCUGUGCUGGGACUCAGCUGCAACUCUGCAUGGGUGUCUCGCCUGUUUUUUAAUUCACUCUCUUUGUAACUAAUUUUUCUUAAAGUAGCAAAAGGAGACCAUAGAUACUGAGCAGAGGAUAUCUAUUCCUAACUCUUGUAAGAAUUUCCAUCGUCCUUGCAGAAGCUGACCUUCGGGUGAGUGUCUGGUGCCCCAAGGGCAGUGUGACACAGGGCCCAUGGAAAAGGGGUGCCAGGCCUGGAGGCCCCUCAGGUGACUGGCCCCUUGGGAAGAGCCCUUGCCCGUCCAGGCUGGGUGGGUGCCUGGAGCAGGGAGGGCAGUGAGCCGGUGUCUCAGCAACAGAGGGCCGGGGGCCACCUCGGGCCGGCAACUCUCACAGGGGCUGGUCUUCUGGCAGGUGUAGUGAGAAGACCCAAGGGCGUUUUACUUAGCUGUCUGGCUCUCUGGACACUGGGGAGAGGGUUGUGCUCAGCCUGGCCUGUUCAGCAUAGCCUACAGAAACAGGAUUUACUCCACUUUGGGCUCCACCAGCCCCACCUGGUUGGACUCGGGGAGGAGGAGGAGGCACUGUCUUAUUUCCAGCCUCACAGGUAAACAUCCCUCCUGUUCCACGAUGAGAGGCGCCAGGCUGAUGGGGGCACUGCUCGCCCUGGCUGGCCUGCUGCAGGUGGCCCUGUCCCUGAAAAUAGCAGCCUUCAACAUCCGAACUUUUGGGGAGACCAAGAUGUCCAAUGCCACGCUCUCCCACUACAUUGUGCAGAUCCUGAGCCGCUAUGACAUUGCUGUCAUCCAGGAGGUCAGAGACAGCCACCUGACAGCCGUGGGGAAGCUGCUGGACAUACUCAAUCAGGAUGACCCCAACACCUAUCAGUUCGUGGUCAGUAAGCCGCUGGGCCGCAACAGCUACAAGGAACAGUACCUCUUCUUGUUCAGACCCAACCAGGUGUCUGUACUGGACAGCUACCAGUAUGACGACGGCUGCGAGCCCUGCGGGAACGACACUUUCAGCCGCGAGCCCGCCAUCGUCCUGUUCCACUCCCCGCUCACCGCGGUCCAGGCCUUCGCCAUUAUUCCCUUGCAUGCGGCCCCCCUGGACGCCGUGGCGGAGAUGGACUCGCUCUAUGACGUCUACCUGGAUGUCCGGCAGAAGUGGGACCUGGAGGACAUCAUGCUCAUGGGCGACUUCAAUGCUGGCUGCAGCUACAUGGCCCCCUCCCAGUGGGCCUCCAUCCGCCUGCGCAUGAACCCGGCCUUCCAGUGGCUGAUUCCUGAUACCGCAGACACCACGGCCACCGCCACGCACUGUGCCUAUGACAGGAUUGUGGUGGCAGGGACGCUGCUCCAGCAUGCCAUCGUUCCGGACUCGGCCACCCCCUUUGACUUCCAGGCUGCCUAUGGCCUGAGCAGCGAGCUGGCCCAGGCCAUCAGCGACCAUUACCCGGUGGAGGUGAUGCUAAAGAUGGUUUGAUGUGAAUGGGGCCUGGGCUGGUGACCUCUCCCCUCUCCAGCUUGCCUGUCCUCACGGCGGUCACCAGCUACAGGAGAGAAGGCAGUGAGCUCUGAGCUGUUACCGGUGACUCCCCCCCAGGGGAUCCCGCCGGGGCCUGAAACGCUAAAGCCCCAAGAGCGGGUUUUAAAGAAGGCUCCCUCCACCCCCCACUGGCCGCCAGCACAAAGAAGCUUCCCAGAAGGCUCUUCACCUAAAAGCAAGCAGCUGAAGUCAACGCGCCUGCUGCUGCCCUAGCCUCUCAACGUGGGAGCUACCUGACAACAAGCUGGGGCCUGGGUCCCUGAUGCCACCAGCCCAGAUGUGACUCGAGAACUAAACUCUGCCUAGUCUAUACCAUUGACUUCUCCUGGAUUAUCCAACACAGACGUGCAGGGAGAGGGGAACACAGGGAAGACUGGAGCCUGUUCAGAGGCGAUGUCCGACAAAAUGGCACGAUGGAAAUGAAAAUGCCACCUAGGUGCUGUUAACCAUAAACACAUAACUGACAGCACAUGGAAAUUCAGACAGGCCCACACCAGGAACUGGAGGAGUCUGCCACCAGCCAGCAGCAAGGAGGGCCUGAGGCCCAAGCCCCAUGGCCUGAAACACCCCCUGGCGAACCCCAGAUGCUUGGUCACUUCCUUCCUCACUGCUGUUCUGGUGCAGCAGAUGAAAUCCCAGCCCUGGGAGGGCCUGCUUAAUGGGCAUGGGUGUCUUUUUGAGAGGAAGAGAAUGUUCUGGAACUGGAUGGUCAUGGUUGCACAACUUGUGAAUGCAUGAAGGGCCACUGAACUGUUUACUUUUUAAAAGGGUGAAUUUUGGGGAGCAUGGGUGGCUCAAUCAAAUGUCUGCCUUCAGCUCAGGUCA